AUGCAUGGUGAACCUCCUCCCGAAAGUAUAAAGCCAGAAGCACCGUUCCAUUUUGGAGGUAAGAAUGGGCUCGAUCCUUUACUUCUCGGUUCCGUUGGAAUACUACUGUCGGCUCUUUUCUUCAUAAUCUACCGUUUGAUAAAAUUACAAUGGGAUGAAGCAGCUGCUCGUCGACGAACAGAAGCUCUUCUAGCUAUGGCAGAAGAUGAUGAAAGAGAAAAUCGCAGAGAAGCACAAAUGGCUGGUGGUCGCCGAAGAAAUGUUCGUCGACGAGUGCAGCAUGACGCUGAUGAUUUUGUCAAUGAAAUGCUCGGUCCUGCAGAUCCAGAAGCAGACGAUUCCGCUGGCGAAGGCGUCGUACCAAUGUUCGAAACCGAUGAGAAAAUCGGUAAAAGGAAAGCAGCGAAGUUGCAAGCAAAAGCAGAAAAGAAAGCCCAGAGGGAGCAGGAACUCAUCGAACGUGAAGAACGCAAGAGAAGAGAGAAAGAAAAAGAAGAGAAACUUGAGCAGGAAAGAGAAAGGGAACGCCUUGAAGAGGAAGCGGAACAAGAACGACUAAGGAAGGAGAAAGAAGAACGGGAAAAACGAGAAUUAGAGGAGUACCUGGCGCUGAAAGAGUCCUUCGCUGUGGAAGAAGAAGGAUUCGACCAACUCGAAGAAGAAGAAUCAGCUAACUUGAUGAAAGAAUUUGUGGAUUACGUAAAGAAGAGCAAGGUCGUUAACAUGGAUGAGUUAGCCGCUCACUUUGGUCUGAAAUCCGAUGAAGCUAUUUCACGACUACAUUAUUUUCUCGAUAACGGUCUCCUUGAAGGUGUUAUGGAUGACCGUGGGAAGUUUAUAUACAUCACCGAUGAGGAAUUGGAAGCUGUAGCCAAGUUCAUCAAUCAAAGAGGAAGGGUCACCAUACAUGAACUAGCUCAAUACAGCAACAAACUUAUUCGUUUGGAAGGUGAAGCGUGA
This is a messenger RNA of Necator americanus (New World hookworm), 960 nucleotides long. RefSeq lists its product as uncharacterized. The transcript has 8 exons. NCBI's taxonomy places the organism in Eukaryota, Metazoa, Nematoda, Chromadorea, Rhabditida, Ancylostomatidae. The record is from RefSeq and is a predicted model, not a curated record. The coding region runs from base 1 to 960 and encodes 319 amino acids.